ACUUCGCCCUUUCCGGGUUUGGAGUUAACCAUUUCGGUGGCGCAAAGAAAAUACCAAAUACACUGAUUCGACUGUGUUUUUUUGCAAAUGAGCAACUGCCUAUCUUAGCCGCUGUGAUUGGAUACAGUUGGGGUAGUAGGGGCUUAUGCAGCUCCGCCCUCGGCCGCCAGGGGGCGCUGUUGCGUCAGCGGAGCCCGACGUUCUGACGCAGAGGAGCGCUCUUUGGCUCCGACGGCCUGACUCUGUUUCCGGAUGUUAUCGGGGAGCAAGAAUGGCUGCGAUGUUUACGUGUUGUCUAGGCUGCUGCGGAGAUGGCGGAUCCGGGCAUAUUCCCCUUAAAGAGAUGCCGACUGUCCAGUUAGACACUCACCACAUGGGCACAGAUGUUGUCAUAGUGAAGAGCGGCCGGAGGAUAUGUGGCACUGGAGGCUGUCUGGCCAACGCUCCUCUGCACCAGAACAAAAGUUAUUUUGAGUUUAAGAUCCAGUCCACUGGUGUGUGGGGAAUAGGUGUGGCUACACAGAAAGUGAAUCUUAAUCAAGUGCCUAUGGGCAGAGACACAAACAGCCUGGUCCUGAGGCAUGAUGGGUCUGUGUACCACAAUAAUGAAGAGAAGAAUCGCCUACCUGCAAACAGCCUUCCUCAGGAGGGUGACAUUGUGGGCAUCACAUAUGACCAUGUGGAGCUGAAUUUAUAUCUGAACGGAAAGAACAUGCAUUGUCCUGCCUCAGGGAUCCGAGGAACUGUUUACCCUGUUGUUUACGUGGAUGACAGUGCCAUCUUAGACUGCCAGUUUAGUGACUUCUAUCACCCAGCUCCACACGGAUUUGAGAAGAUCCUCUUUGAGCAACAGAUCUUCUAAAGGAGCACUUCAGCCUCAACCCCUCUACGUUGUCUCCCUCCCCUACACCUCUGUGACACUACAGUUUGACCUUGAUUGGAUAAUACUAUGUAUGGCUUGAAUUCCUCUUGUUUUGUUUCCCCCUGAUUACUCUCUACUGAUUGUCUGGAUCGACGUAUCCUUGAAGGAGUGACGAUUUCUAAUCAUUGGUCGGCUAUGACUAUGCUGAUAUUUGACUGUCAAACCAUUACCAUGUGUCAGUGGUAAUCUCCCUGUAUUAACUGACACACUUUCAAUCGCUGCUUACAUUCUCAGUCUGUGUGUAGAUGCCAGAUAGUGGAUCUAAUCGUAAAAUGUUCCCCUUUUUUCUGGAUCAGAAACAAUGUUUUAUUGACAUUGCUAUAUACAUGUGUUUUUGAUUAUUAUAUCCCAAAUGCCAUACUGACAUCUAAGCACACACCCUAUAUUUAUUUGUAUUUAUUUGAGUCACAGACUGAUAUGUCUUUUUGGUUCGACAAAACAUGUUGUUUUAUCGGCAAUCAAGAGUUUGUGAGCUGGAUCAGCUGGCAAUACUGAAACAUCAGUUAACAAUAUCCCAUUCACUUUUAUUUUGCCUUCUUCAUUAAAAAAUACAAUUAGAUUGGGGAUAUUGCAACACUUUUUUAAUUUGUGUCAAUUUUUAAGUUUAAAUUUUAGUUGACACUGAGAUGGUUUAAAUUCUAACAGUAGUUUAGUGCACAUUUCAGGGGACAGACCAGUUGACUAUUCACGGAGAUAUGAUGAGGUGAUAGUGUUAGAAAAUGUUAUGAAAAAUGGCCAACACUAAUAUGUAUUAUCUCGCUUUCUAAAUUCCUUCUAUGAACAGCCCUUUAUAUUUCUCACUCUUCUCUCCCCUGGUGUAUUCCUUCCAAAUAUCAGUAUAUCAACAGAGCUGGUGCUGGCUGUCUCCCAGCAGAGAUAUAUGGUAGGAAAUGUCAAUCUGUUGUGUUGUAUUGGCAUUGCAUAUCUGCUGCUGAAGUGUGACAGUUUAUUUUAAAUGCUUACCUUUUUUUUGUUGCACUAAUAAUGUUAUUGUACAAGCAAAUCCAAAUAUUGUUGAUUCAAUAAACGUUUGUGUCUUGA
Messenger RNA from Anoplopoma fimbria (sablefish), 1963 nucleotides. It is a transcript of the gene spryd7b, whose product is annotated as SPRY domain containing 7b. The transcript has 6 exons. Bases 146 to 862 code for a protein of 238 amino acids. Lineage: Eukaryota; Metazoa; Chordata; Actinopteri; Perciformes; Anoplopomatidae. The record is from RefSeq and is a predicted model, not a curated record. Gene Ontology annotation, molecular function: protein binding.